AUGUCUACUGAAACUGUUGAAAGCUCUAUCCCUCAGGGAUCAGAAUACCACUAUUAUAGGAGCAAAGAUAGGAAGCCGCUUGGCUCGCUCCCCGCUGAAGAUGUCGAGAGCAUUACAGCGGUCAUCAAGAAAAUUCUCAAGUCCGUUGAGGCCCAAAAGACCCUUCCGAUCUUAAUUGACGGAGAGGGAAGUCUCGACGAGAGAAGUUGGGAAACUUCUCUUGCUCCACCUCCAGAAAUCUCGAGUUCUACUCUCAUGAAGUACUCAAAGGAGGUGGAUAAGUAUGAUUGGAAGGAAUUGCCAGUUAAUUCGAAGAUCCUCGAAGAGUAUACGUCCGCACCAGCAGAUUCAUCUUACAAAAAGCACCGCCUAUUAGAAAUCAUCCUCACUGCUGUCCACCACUUGGCUAUAGACCUUUACUCUAUCCACCACCCACCACCAAAGUCUAAUACCACUGACCUCCUCCCGCCGCCACCAUAUCCUGUAAUUGCACAUACCCAAUACUAUGCCUCUAAACCAUGGAAAGGCAUUUACGAUCUCAAAGCCAUCGGAUUCUGGGCCGAAACCCAGCUUUUUGGUGGAGUAGCUUACUUCGACCGUAGUCACGUCCCAGUCUCGGCCGAGGAUGCUGGCAGUUACGAUGGUGUUUGGUUACACGGUCUGCCUAAUGCCUAUACUGAUAGCUUGUGGAAGGUGCCUGAUGAGGUUGUCGCUGCUGCUCUCGACGAAGCGUCUCUGCCGUUUGAUAUCGAGAAUGCACAGCACCCACCACUCCUAACGCUGCAGGAAGGUCAAGAAAAGCAUUCUAUCUUCCGUGAGCCGCAUCUGGCGAAUCACGGAACAUACACAGGGGAUGAGAGUGAAGAUGUUGGAAUGACAGCUGAAGAGUACGAGGAAUGGACCAAGUCGAGGACAACAGCAUAA
Messenger RNA from Orbilia oligospora ATCC 24927, 924 nucleotides. RefSeq lists its product as uncharacterized. NCBI's taxonomy places the organism in Eukaryota, Fungi, Ascomycota, Orbiliomycetes, Orbiliales, Orbiliaceae. Bases 1 to 924 code for a protein of 307 amino acids. The transcript has 2 exons. The record is from RefSeq and is a predicted model, not a curated record.